CUAAUAUUUAUAUGGAUGGAAAUGAAACACUGUAUACGUGAUUAGUCUAUAAUCCGGACUGCCACAUGACGGCGCGGGCGCAGCCGCGUCAAACCGAUUAAAAUACUACCCACAUAAUAACAGUAGGUUUACGAGCAGGGUAAGGUAGAGGUAGAGAAGUUUACAUCAAUUUUUACGCGGACGAAGUCGCGGGCGUCCGCUAGUACCUAAUAUAAAUGCAAAUGUUAUUUUGUUUGUUAAAAUUCAAAGUUACCUAUGACAUAGGUUGGGUACAUGUUAUUAUUUUUAAAUAAUAUUAGCUAUAGCUACCUAUUAUAUUUUUAUUCAAUGUGACCUACAUUCGAGUUUACUUCCAAUUAAUGUACCUACUACAACAAUCCAAAUGGUUGAACCUGUUACCUCUCGGUUUUCAAUCGGGCACCUUCACUGCCGAGCUAUUGAGUUUUAGAUAUCUUAAAUUGUUAUAGUAACAAUGCAAAAUAUUUCACAAUUAGGAUCUAAUCAAGUAAAAGUUAACACAAUAAUUAUUACAUUGUAGUAAUUUCACACUUGAUAAUUAAACACGAUCCUUAUUAAAAGCUAGCUGGUAGCCGAGUCAUUUGUCGCUGGACCGAUCUGGAGAAAUGUUGCCGAUUUUGAUUUUAUUAGCGUCAUUUUGGCAAUCCGACGCUUUGGUGAACGAUAUAGCCAUUGCAGCUAAAAACCAGUUGCUGGCAGAAAAUGUUAUACCACCCUACCUAAAUUACAAAGGAUAUCCUCAUAAUGACCAGGAUGCAGCCAUCAGUCACAAUGCAGCAGAUUGUCCAAAUACAAGUAUUCUGCUAAAUAUCUUAAAAAUACUGACGAAUAAAUUAUCAAAAGACGACAAGACCAAUUUGGAGCCAGAGAAAUUCAAGUAUGUAUUAAAAUCGAUUAAAAAUUUCCUAGAAACAUUACCUACCAAUCCGGAAAAUGUAAAAAUGUAUAAUAUCUUCAAAAAUCUAGAAGUGCAAUUGAAUACUAUAACGGGUCCUAAAGAAAAACGAGAUUUGCGUGAACGUGAUAAACCAGAUGCUAAAAAUGCAUUGCGAAAUGAUAUUCCAGUACAAGGUUUUACUAACUGUCGAGAUAUGUUAAACGUUCUUAUCAACUUUUUUAAUACAGUUUAUUCCCAAGUAUUGAGAUAUUGUUCGACAACUGAAAAAUGUUAUGAUAAUAACGAAAAUAAGACUCCAAACAUCAAUAAUGGAUUGUAUCGAUUUAAUUCCAAUGAGCCAACUCCAACAAUUACUACGUCCAAUUGGCCAGUGCACGGAAGUCUUAGAAAAGAGUCUCUAACUGCAGGUUCUGAUUUAGUUAACUUCAUUAGGAGUCAAGAAGGAAAGGGAGUAAAUAAUAUCAUUUCAAUUCUCCAAAAUUACAGACCAAGUGGUGCAAGUGGUGGACCAAGUGAUGUGCCAGGAAACAAAUUAAAGAUCACAAAUCCGAAUGUUAUACAGAAUCCUCUACUUCAAGUGAAUCCUGGAAGUUUUCAAGUGCCUAACUUAUAUCCACCUAUAAACGAAAUUAACGGAAAAAUCACUGAAUCGCAAAAUCCUUUAAAUUCAAAUAUUAAUACUGAGCCGUGGCAAUCUACAUAUUACAAAUUUAAAGGAUUGCCCCCUGGCAAUCCUUUUGGAUACACUAAUGAAAGUAAUCAAUUUUCAAAACUCGUAACAGAACAAUUUUACCAACAAAAUAACGUAGGAGUAUCAGGCCCAAAUUAUAAUGGUGUUUACAGUCCAUUGAAUACGGUGAAUCCACCAAUAGAUCCGAUUAAAACAGGAGUCCUGAAUGGUGAUCUAAAUGAAAUGUUCAAACCAUCUAUAACCCCUGAUAAGAACCAAAAGCUUGUUCUAGAUUUUAUAAACCAAAACCCGAAUCAGCAACAAAAUUUAUUGAAUUCGUAUAUGAAGAUGAGCCAAACACAAAUAUUUAAUCCGAUUAAUAAAGUACAAUCGUAUGAUAUGAAUAGUUUAUUGAAUAUGCCUCAGAAUUAUCUGUAUCCAAAUAAACUGCCGCAGAAUAUUCAGCUUCAGAAGCCUGUUUUUCAGGGAAGCUUUUUGAAUCAAUAUCCACAACAAGCAAAUCAACCUAAUUUACAAACAAACAAUUAUUUUCCGGAAUUACUAAAACAAAACGAUUUCAGCUACAACCAAAUUAAGUUUCACAAUGGUCAUAUGUUUACUGAUAACGCUAAUCAACAAAAUAACGGACAAUUAUCAGUAAAUCAACUGCUUAGUGUAGCGAAUUCGGGUAAAUUGAAUACAAUACCACAAAAGAAUGAUGUUGUAGAAUUAACAUACGUGCUUAAACAACCGAAGCCAGUUUAUGAGCCGGCAUAUUACGUAAAAUAUCGAAUGCCUUACCAGACUUUCCUGUUUAAUUUACAAAACAUGUUAGCUAAAAAACCAAACUUGAGAAAUGACCCGACUAACCUCCACCAGGACUUAUUAAUUGGAUCAAAUGUAACAGAUUUAUCUAAAGAUUUGAAAGGUUUGAACUAUGAAGACUUACUUAAACUAACGUCUUCUAAAGGAACUUUAAUAACAGCGAAAAUUGUGGAUGCCAAUAAUACGCUAGUUGAUCGUACAUUGAAAAUUAUUCAGCAGUUAAACUCAAAACUACCAGCGGAAAACAUUAUUAAUUAUAAUAUAAAUGUUACUAAAAACAUACGUUUGGACUCUCAAAAGGAAAUGAACGUUAGUCAAAAUUCUACUAAUGUUAAUAAUAAACUAUUGAAUAACGUUCAAAAUGUUCAAAGAAGAGGUGUUUAUCAAAACUAUCCUUAUAAUAGCCUUGGACAAUAUCCGUCACAUCUACAACCCAAUCCAUAUUAUUUGUAUCAACCCAAACCAAACAUUCUUGGAACUCCAUUUUUGAAUCCUGCUCCACCAAAUCAUAUUUUGAAAAAUCCUGCAUUAUUCCCUUCAAAUACUGCUAAUAUGUAUCCACAGCUUAUGAAAAAUCCCGGAUUAUACCCUUCAAAUACUGCUAAUAUGUAUCCACAGUUUGGUAGAUAAAUUGGUGUUCUAAGAAACGAAAAAUAUAUUACCUAAUACUUGGUAAAAAAGUUUUUAAUUUCAUCCUACU
Molecule: messenger RNA, 3111 nt
Organism: Bicyclus anynana (squinting bush brown)
Lineage: Eukaryota; Metazoa; Arthropoda; Insecta; Lepidoptera; Nymphalidae
Exons: 3
Coding region: 624-3041 (805 amino acids)
Source: RefSeq, a predicted model, not a curated record